UCAACUUAAGUUAUCCAUAACAGCUUUAGUUAAAUGCUAUACCGUAAAGAUUUUAACAGUAAAGUACAUUCCUCUGUAUUGCUCUCAGGUACAGCUGAAGGUGAACAGCCUGGAUCAGAUUUCUGGAAACGCUCCAUGUUUAAGGACGGAGUGAAGAGAGGAAGACAAUCACCAGAUGGUUGUAUUGCUACUAGUCUGGGAUAUAAACUGCUGAAAACUAUGGAGCAAAACACCAAUAUGCUUCAUGCACAACUUGAUGCUCAAAUCGACAACCGUCAACUGGACAGGGAGCAGCAGAAGGAACACACUGAUAGCUUAAUUGUUGCUCUUAACAAGGUUGCUGAUGCACUAGCAAGAGUUGCUGAUAAGAUGUGA
Messenger RNA from Nicotiana tabacum (common tobacco), 375 nucleotides. NCBI's taxonomy places the organism in Eukaryota, Viridiplantae, Streptophyta, Magnoliopsida, Solanales, Solanaceae. The record is from RefSeq and is a predicted model, not a curated record.